Molecule: messenger RNA, 569 nt
Organism: Heterotrigona itama
Lineage: Eukaryota; Metazoa; Arthropoda; Insecta; Hymenoptera; Apidae
Source: the annotation of a GenBank genome assembly
AUGUAUAGUGUGGGAUGGGGAAUUCUGGGAAAGGGAUCGGAACUUUCUCCAGUGCCCAACAACGAGACAAUUAUCAUCAGUGGAGCGCUAUUUGUAGCGUUUAGAGCGAAAGCUAGGCUUGCGAAUAUUUUGUUUAAGUUGCCCAGCCGUUAAAUGGAGUUAGAUCUAAUCAUAAGACAUCGAGGUCGAUGAGGGAGGUGGGAUGGAAAGGGCGGGAAAAGGACGAAGGAAUGGGUGGAUGCGCGUGGAUGCUGGUGGGCAAAGUAGAGAGACUGGUAUCCGAAGCUAAAUCCAAUUAUAUGCACAAAGCGAGGGCUGCAGGCCGCAACUACCACAAGGACAGGGCAGGAAUUGAGGAUAGGAGGGCGAGAGAAGCAUAUUUUUGUCGCGCGCCUGAUUAUCAAGGGAUGGUUCCCUUCGGUGGUAAUAUUCGAUCGAGAGCUGAACUGCACCGUCGCGAAGCCAAAAGAAUUCUGCUUCUUAGGCCGAUGUUUGAGAAAGUUUCCACGUACGAAUCCCAUCUGAUCGCAAUAAAGGAUUUGCGAGCAUCAAUUGACCUGGGCCCUUAG